AUGAUCGAACUCCAUGCUACUACACAAGGCAUAUUAGGUUACCUGGCUGACGAUAAUGAAGCCCCAGAUUCCCAAGACGCACAAUUUGGGAAAUGGAAAAUUACUGAUGCUAUUGUGAAAAGUUGGAUGUUGCAAACUAUGGAACCCAGUUUGUUGAAUAUGUUUCAUACUCUACCUACUACCUUCUUCAUUUGGGAAGCUAUGAAGUGUGCUGAUGAUAUGAAGACGUUUCAGGCUACUGUUAUGGCAGAUCAUGUGUGA
Molecule: messenger RNA, 261 nt
Organism: Prunus armeniaca (apricot)
Lineage: Eukaryota; Viridiplantae; Streptophyta; Magnoliopsida; Rosales; Rosaceae
Source: the annotation of a GenBank genome assembly